Molecule: messenger RNA, 5666 nt
Organism: Coturnix japonica (Japanese quail)
Lineage: Eukaryota; Metazoa; Chordata; Aves; Galliformes; Phasianidae
Gene: NPY2R
Product: neuropeptide Y receptor Y2
Biological process (GO): G protein-coupled receptor signaling pathway
Cellular component (GO): membrane
Molecular function (GO): neuropeptide Y receptor activity
Source: RefSeq, a predicted model, not a curated record
GCACAGAGCUCCAGUAAAUGCAGCAGCUGUUGUCUUUACUUUUGUAGCCUUGUUAAAGAAAUACCAACUGUUUCUUUUGCUCUAGAUGGAAUACAUUAGUGUUUCAUUCAUCCUCACACCUGCCCUGGUAAUGGGCACUUCCAAGUUUCUUAUGAGAUGCCACAAAUCUGCAAGCUGGGGCUCACACAGCUAAAGAUUCCAGCGGCAAUUUGGAGCAAAAGCGUCCUCUUUACAUUUAGGAUGCGGGAACACUAAGAAGCAGCGAAGAAGAGCGAGCACGGACAGCCGAGCCUUCCCCCCGCUAAAUUCCUGUUCUCUCGCUCGGACAGCCCCCUGCCAAGCCCGCACCCCAUUGCCCCACCGUGCAUCCCCCUCCCCGCAGCCGGUCGGCGCCGACAGGGGCGGAGCGGCAUCCCGGUGCUGUGCACGGCGCUCCGCCCGCCGAGCGCUCUGCGGGAGGCAGGAGGCGGCAGCCCUCCCCGGUCCAUCCUGUCUCAACGUCCCGCCCCGUCCCGCCCAUCUGCAUGCAGGGCCCGCUGCUGCCCUCACCUCCAAACUUUCGAUGCAGCCCCAUCGCCUGGGUGGAGAGAGCCGCCGCGGGACAGUGCUAUUGCUACUGAAAGGAUGGGGCCCCUGGAAGCACUGGGUGAAGAAAACCAGACAGAUGAAGUGAAGAUGGAGUUGUUCACCAAGCCGUACUUGCCAAGAUACACCACACCACUCAGUGAACUGGCUCUUGACCCCAAACCAGAACUGAAGGAUAGCACAACACUAGUUGAGGUGCAGAUAAUCCUCAUCUUUGCUUACUGUUCCAUCAUUCUGUUGGGGGUGAUCGGGAACUCUCUUGUGAUCCAUGUGAUCAUCAAGUUCAAAAGCAUGCGCACGGUGACUAACUUCUUCAUCGCCAACCUGGCUGUGGCUGAUCUGCUGGUGAAUACAUUGUGCUUGCCUUUCACUCUAGUUUACACACUAUUGGGUGAAUGGAAACUGGGCCCAGUCUUAUGCCACUUGGUGCCUUAUGCCCAAGCUCUUGCUGUGCAUGUGUCUACUGUUACAUUGACUGUGAUUGCCUUGGAUCGACAUCGCUGUAUUGUCUAUCACUUGGAAAGCAAAAUCUCUAAGCGUAUCAGCUUCCUGAUUAUAGGAGUUGCAUGGGCAGUCAGUGCCCUGUUGGCAAGCCCUCUGGCCAUCUUCCGCGAGUACUCGCUGAUUGAGAUCAUUCCUGACUUCAAGAUUGUGGUCUGCUCUGAGAAGUGGCCAGGGGACGGGCAGCUUAACUAUGGCACCAUCUACAGUGUCUCCAUGCUCCUGAUCCAGUAUGUGCUGCCUCUGGCCGUCAUCUCCUAUGCCUACAUCCGCAUUUGGACCAAGCUCAAGAACCAUGUUAGUCCUGGGGCAGGGAAUGACCACUACCACCAGCGGCGUCAGAAAACCACCAAGAUGCUGGUUUGCGUGGUUGUUGUGUUCGCUGUCAGUUGGCUGCCAUUCCAUGCCUUCCAGCUAGUCAGUGAUAUUGACAGUCAGGUAUUGGACCUGAAAGAGUAUAAACUAAUCUACACAGUGUUUCAUGUCAUUGCCAUGUGCUCAACAUUUGCUAACCCCCUUCUCUAUGGCUGGAUGAAUAACAACUACAGGACGGCCUUCCUCACAGCUUUUCAGUGCGAACAGCGGCUAGACUCCAUCCACCCUGAAGUGUCAGCAGCUUUCAAAGCCAGGAAGAAACUGGAAGUAAAGAAGAAUCAGUUCCCUGGAGACUCUUUCACACAACCUACCAAUGUCUAAGAUUUCUGACUUUAAAGAAGAAAUGCACAUGUUGUGGACAAAGGAAUAAAUCCAUUCUGACACAUGCAUUUUUAAUGCAUAGUUUUACUCAUAAAAGGUGAAAGAAAAGUAGCAGGCAAGUCAAGGCAGGUGAUGUGAUUUGGGGGGAGUAGGUUGGCACCAUGAGAAUGUGACUGCACAACUCCAAGGAAAUGAGAGAGAUUUUGUUUGUGGCUGUCUGUAACAUGGUAAGAGACAACCCCAUCCCUCCCAUUCGUACUUGACAAGUAUAAAUGACAAAGGCAGAGUUUGCUGCUUUGGCUACAGGAAAGAAAAUGGUUAUUUUGCAGCACAGGAAUACUGUUGUCGGUGGCAGGCAGUUUGUAUAUUGCAUGUAGAGACCAAGGAGAAUAGAAGUCUCCUAGAAGAACGAAGCCUGUCUGGGGAAAAUAGGCUGUGCUGGUUAAAACUCAAGCUUUUCAGCCAUUUUUUCUCCCACAGGGACCUUUUGCGGAAAUAAGGUAAACGGAGUGAUACGGUACCAUUUUUGACUUGCACUGAAGCACUUCAGACUAGAAUAUUCUGAAUGGAGAAGGGGAAAGAAAAAGAGAAAAGGAAAAAAUACCAAAUUUGUAUGAAGAAAGCUAAAGGUGGAUUUGGGUCAAUCAAAUGGGGUCAGAAGUCAUUCCUUAUAAAUUGGCUAUGGUUAUGUUGGUGAGAAAAAUCGCAAACCUGAGACCUCAUCACUAAUUCUCUAUAGAUCCCUACCUUUAAUUCCAUAUUUGGAAGAGCUCGCAAACACAGAGCUUUAAAGUGGCAUUUGAGGGAGGAGAUGCAGGCCAGGCUCAGGUCUUUUAUGAGCACUUCAUAAACUGCCAAUAUUUUAAUUUUCAAGACCUGCUUAAAUGUCUGACAUGUUAUUAACUCCACAGGCUUUGAAUUGUUGCUGCAUCUCCCCUGCGUAAUAAAACAGCAGAUAAUUUUGAUCUUCUGGAAAGGCUGCUAGAUGGUAAUGUGCUUUUCCUUAUUGUGGUUUUAUGUCACACACUCAUCUCAUCUUGGAGCUUUUUCCAUCUUUAGCUUUUGUAAAAAUUAAGAGCAACUGAAUGAGUGUAACCUAAUAACAGUAUGCUACGUUUAUGCGAUAACUUAUCAGUUAUUCUGCAUGCUGUAGUUAAUAGUUAAAUUCCUUUUUUGCUCAGGUAUAAAAUUUUAAUCUGUUUACUGUGCAGUACACAGCAAUGUUCAACUCUUAUGUGUCUUUGUUUAGCCUCUUUGAACUCAUUAAAUAGACGUAAAAAAUUUCUACCUGUAUUUAUUCCAAGCUGCCCCGCUGCUUAUCAAGAACAAAAAUAAGCGUGAUAGUUUCACUUGGAGUCUCUUUCCACAGCUACAUUUCAGAUGCGUCUUUUUCGCCCCUUAUUUUUCCUUCCUUAGUGUUUCUGUGUUCCUAGAUUUGCUGUAUUCUCUCUUAGAAACUGAAAAACACCAGAACUCCAGUACUGAAAUGUUAACAGUGUAGCAGCAUCAGAUAUACAUCAAGUGGAGAAAUUCAGGUUUACAUAUGCAAUAUCUUACCACCAUUCUUUAAAAAUCCCUGAAAUCAUUUGUACUUGGCUUUUUCAUGAACAGAGGAGGGAGGCUUAGAGAAUUAGCUAGUGUUUACACCAGGAAGAAAAAGUAUCCAUCAUUAUUAAGCAGUUAUACAAAAAUAGAUUAAUUCUCAAACAUGGGCUUUUAUGAUAUCAUCCACAAGUUGUUUUAUUCUUAGUAUUAAUGCUAUCUGAAAUGUAAGCUUGAAACAUUUAUUGGUGUGGAAGGAUUACAGAAGUGAGCAAUUAUUAUGGGCAUCAAUCACGUGUCAGUUGAUUCUGAACACUUUGUCAAAAAUCUGUUCUUUCCACAAAUAAUAUCCUGUAUUUAAAAAGAAAAUACUCUUCCCCCACCUCUAGUUAAAAGUUGUUUCAACUCUUUUAUGCCUGUUUCAGUGUGAUAUAUAAAGAGUUCUGAAGUAACCAUGACAGUGUCUGCUGAAGUUAUAAUUGCUGGGCUAAUUCUCAAAAAUUUUAAGGCUUCUUUACAUCAUCCUGGAUGAAAGUGAUUAAUAAGUAAUUACCUUUCAGUCUAUUUUAUGGAAUCAUUAUGAACUUUCCCUGCUGCCCUUGUGUUGUGACAAAGUUGAUGCACUAAUUUCUCAUACUUCUUUCUGCUUGGUCACAAAUUUCUCACUGUGCUUUUCAUGUGGAGAAAAGCACUGCAUUGAUGUCUGCUGUGGGGUGACAGACCUCCACAUGGUAUUCCACCAUGUGGUGUGGACUCCACAUUUGCCACAGUGGGGUUCACUGUAAAAUCCCUUUGUGUUGUAGGGACAUUAGAAAUUUCCUCACCAAAAGCAAUUGUGUAGCGACAUCCCUCAGAGUUCCCCUAAAUCUCAGCUGUCAGAAGGACAUGGACAAUCAGGGUUAGUCCUCAUUUCCUUCUAAGAGAAAAGGAAUCUACAAGUAAGCUGCAAGCAUGAGACUGAAGAGUCACCAGAGGAUCCCCUGUUUUUCCUAAGCUGGUUCUUCUUUGCUCGAAAUAGGAAUCCAGAUCUCCCCAUUCACACAAUAGUGCUUUAAUUAAUUUUUAAAAAGCACUAUCUCCUUUUCCCAUUGAAUAGUUUUAUAGGAAGCUAAGCAAUGCUAGCAGCAGUGCUCAUUUAGGAAUUUGCAAGGAGGAGAUGGGACAUCUAAAAUGAAAUGUCAUCUCUGAUCAGAGCAAGAAUUUGAACUGACAUGCCUCAGUUCUCUGGAGAAUGAUAUAGCCACCACACUGCAGCCUCUCCUGCAGUAAUAACAUAUAUCUUCUUAGAGUUGUCUUGUUGUAUACAGAGCAAUUCAACAUCUAAUAUGAUUUUAUAGGUGAGUGGUUAUGAAGUUUGCAUGGUACCUGGGUUCCAAGCCAAGGAUAUGAAAACAAAUACAGUAUUUAAAUUAAACCUCAACUCUGUUCUUCAUGAGUACUUCAACCAUAAGGCACUGCACUGCAGGCAGGAGAACAGCAAGGCAAGCAGCACCACACUAACCUCUGGGUGGGUGUUACCAUAGGCUUUCCUAUGGGGCUUACAGAAAGGAGAAAUACCAACCACAUGGCUCUCAUCCAAUGUUAUCUGGGAUCUUAGUUACUCAGUGUAGAGUUAAGAAUACAAGAAUAGCAGUGUAUAGUAAGGAGAUAAUACAAGAUCAGUGCUAUAAUAGGUAGCCAAAGGUUAUCUAAAGGAGAAACUCACCAAUUCUGAGGCCUUCAAUCUAGAUGGAAAAUGCGGAGACCAGUUACCCAAACUCCACAAAGGAGCAAUCUCCAAAAAAGGGAUGAUGUUGUUCUGGUGGUGGUCAGCCUUUAAAUGAAGUCUAGGAGAGGUAGAGCCAAUCUCCACCCCUUCUGGGACCACAGCUGAAUCACCUUCACCUGUGCUCCCACAGCUGACCUGACACUUGCCUCAGCUGGUUAAUGAGAGGUUCAGGCUGUGAUUACCAAUUUCCUAUAAACUCAGCAUUGUGCUAUGGGCAUCCAUGAGAAUAAGCAUCUCUGCAUAGCUUAGCCACAGCAGAAUUGAGAAGGCACUUCAACAGGAAUUUCAGAAGAAUUUUCAGAAGAUUUUCAGAAGAAUUUUCAGAAGAAUUAUGCAAGUAUAAGCAACUGAAACAGAAGGGCUGAGCUUGCACAACAAAUGGAUUAGUAAACAUCCAUUUCUGUGUAUAAACUGUACAACAGAGCUUUUUGUUUGUGGGGAAUAACAGGCAGCUGCCCCACAUUUGGUAUAAUUGUAUCUUGGAUAUACUGUGUAAUUGGACAUCCAUUGCCAAAACAUUAGUAAUGCUAACAGGAAUAAACAAAUAAAAACUAUUAUCUGCAUUUUAUCUGUC